Molecule: messenger RNA, 399 nt
Organism: Pelobates cultripes (western spadefoot toad)
Lineage: Eukaryota; Metazoa; Chordata; Amphibia; Anura; Pelobatidae
Source: the annotation of a GenBank genome assembly
AUGGAGACAGCUCCCGCGAGCGGCUCACAAGGCAAAUCAAGCCACUCGCUGUUAACUACAAAAGCUGCCCGGUCACCAACAUGCCAAAGUGACCAGGCUGAAGAGGAGAGGGCGGGCGGCAGGAGGUCCUGCUCCCCAUCGUGUUCCUCGUGCUCACGACGGUCGGACAUGACAGGGGGGGCUGCUAUCCAACCCCUAAUAUUUAAAGAUAUAGAAAGGGCUACAGAGAGCCCAGAAGAAGCUGAAAUGGAGGGUGCUCCAAACAUAUUAAUGUUUUCUCCUCAGCAACAGAGAAAUAAAAACAUUGCCACCACCAAGAUGGCUGACACUCAUGAGCCAGUAAUUGCCACAACCAAGAUGGCCACUCUUAAUUCAGAAGGUGUUGAAGCCUCAACCUAG